UUCUGCCUGAAAGCCUCAAAGGACCCAUUGCUUCCUGCUUUGAACUGAACAAGACCACAUUUCCUCACUGGACAAUACCUUCAUGCGUUAAUUUCAGAUUGGUGGUGGCAGGUGAUCGGGCAGCCUGUCUGUCUGUCUGUCUGUCCGUGGAUGUUCAGCGGAUGUUCUUGUGCAGGCACCUUCGCACCGCGGUGAGGCUGGACGGAUAAACUCACCAUGGCGCUGGAACCGGAGGGGAACAACCGGCUCCUGCAAGACGUGCUGGCGAGACCGGGCAACGAAACGUGUGCGGACUGCGGCAAUCCAGAGCCGGACUGGGCGUCGCUGACUUUGGGUGUGUUUGUUUGCCAGGCCUGCUCGCUGCUUCACCGGAGCAUCCCCCACAUCAGCCGGGUAAAGUCUGUCCAGGACACGUGGGAUGCCAGCGAGGUGGAGUUAAUGGCUGCUAUGGGAAACAAUGCAGCCAAGGCCAAAUAUGAGCAGAAGGUUCCUGCUUUCUACUACAGACCCACACACACUGACUGCAAGCUGCUGAGGGAGCAGUGGAUCAGAGCCAAGUACGAAAGGAAUGAGUUUGAGUUUAUCGAGAAACAGGAGCCUUAUUCUGCAGGGUACCGAGAGGGGUUUCUAUGGAAACGAGGAAGAGACAACGGUCAGUUUCUCAGCCGAAAGUUCAUCCUGUCGGAGAGGGAGGGAGCGCUAAAAUACUUCAACAAGCAGGAUGUAAGUGAAGUGACACAGCUGAUUUUAAAGUGUGUUUACGGUGGCAGAAUUUCACUUUGGCAAAAGCCUCUUGCAUUCUACUAUUUGUUGUUUACGUCUGCCUCCAUCAAGGCCAGGGAUCCCAAGGCGGUGAUGAAAAUUGAGACCCUCAAUGCCACCUUCCAGCCUGCCAAGAUCGGCAACCCCUGCGGCCUGCAGAUCACCUACCUGAAAGACAACAGCACAAGGAACAUCUUUGUCUACCACAGCGAUGCUAAGGAGAUGGUCGACUGGUUCAAUGCUAUCAGGGCAGCCAGGUUCCACUACCUACAGGUGGCUUUUCCUGGAGCAAGUGAUGAGGAGCUGGUGCCCAAACUGACCAGAAACUUCAUGAAGGAAGGCUUUAUGGAGAAAACAGGCCCAAAGCACACAGAGGGCUUUAAGAAGAGGUGGUUUACUAUGGAUGACAGGAGACUCAUGUAUUUUAAAGACCCUCUGGAUGCCUACGCCCGUGGCGAGGUGUUCAUCGGCAGUAAGGAGAACAGCUACACUGUCUUGGCCGGCCUGCCCCCGUCCACCCAGGGCUACCACUGGAACCACGGCAUCACCAUCGUCACGCCGGACAGGAAGUUCCUGUUUGCCUGCGAGACAGAGGCCGAACAACGGGAUUGGAUAGCAGCCUUCCAGAGGGUCAUCAAUCGACCAAUGAGGCCGCAGGAAUAUGCAGUGGAGGCCCAUUUCAAACACAAGCCUUGAAGCCUGCAGGAAGCCACAGCCUCCAAAACACUCCAAAAGCCAGUCUCAGUCAGAUCAGAGACAACCCCUGCGUGUGAUCAGAGACCAUGGCGGGACGAGGU
Messenger RNA from Toxotes jaculatrix (banded archerfish), 1559 nucleotides. RefSeq names its product arf-GAP with dual PH domain-containing protein 1. NCBI's taxonomy places the organism in Eukaryota, Metazoa, Chordata, Actinopteri, Toxotidae. Gene Ontology annotation, biological process: positive regulation of GTPase activity. Gene Ontology annotation, molecular function: phosphatidylinositol bisphosphate binding; GTPase activator activity. The transcript is spliced from 11 exons. The record is from RefSeq and is a predicted model, not a curated record. The coding region runs from base 217 to 1458 and encodes 413 amino acids. Gene Ontology annotation, cellular component: plasma membrane; intracellular membrane-bounded organelle.